Molecule: messenger RNA, 408 nt
Organism: Prorocentrum cordatum
Lineage: Eukaryota; Dinophyceae; Prorocentrales; Prorocentraceae
Source: the annotation of a GenBank genome assembly
AUGCCCCCAGACCUGGUGCAGGGGCGCUCGAGGCCAGAGUGGGUCGGGGACGACGGUGGCACCUCCCCCUACGACUCCUCCUGGUACGUGUUCCUGCCGCCCCGCAUCCCUCGGAAGAAGGUCUACGCCGCACUCGAGAGGCACGAGUCCUCGAAAGUCGACUGGGUGCUGGCGGAGACGCUGAAGGCGGCGAGGUGGAAGGUCAAGAAGCUGCUGGGCCGCCAGGGGGCCCCCCCGGGGGCCGGCCGGCGCGAUGAGCCAGAGGGAGGGGCCCCGCGGCAAGGACCCAAGCCGCGGGGCAAGAAGCGAAAGCGGAGCGACGCGGAGGCCACGCCGGCCGCGGCGCCCGUCGUGCCCGGCCGGCGCCAGAAGCACGCCAAGUGGGGGAACACCGUCGCCUUCGAGUGA